Molecule: messenger RNA, 1680 nt
Organism: Penicillium roqueforti
Lineage: Eukaryota; Fungi; Ascomycota; Eurotiomycetes; Eurotiales; Aspergillaceae
Product: putative isoamyl alcohol oxidase
Exons: 3
Coding region: 1-1680 (559 amino acids)
Molecular function (GO): oxidoreductase activity; FAD binding
Source: RefSeq, a predicted model, not a curated record
AUGAAGUGGACAUUGCCUUCCCUCGUGGCUAUUGCCGCCCCGGCUAUUGCGUCCAACUGUCACUGUUUACCAAGCGAUAGCUGUUGGCCUGCCCCAUCGGCUUGGGCAUCCCUCAACCACACCGUUGGUGGUCGCCUGGUUGCUACCGUCCCUAUCGGUACCCCCUGCCAUGCACCCAACUACGAUGCUGCCGCCUGUGCAGCGCUCAAGACCGACUGGAACAAACCCCAGACCCAUCUUGAGUCCUCUUCAUCGGUGAUGCAAAUGUUCUUUGCCAACCAGAGUUGCGACCCAUACACGUCCAAGAAUAAGCCGUGCCGCCUCGGCAACUACGUGAACUACGCUGUGAACGUCUCUUCCAGCGCGCAGGUCAUUGCUGCUGUCAAUUUUGCCCGUGAUAACAAUAUCCGCUUCGUUAUCCGUAAUACCGGCCAUGACUACCUUGGCCGUUCAACUGGUGCCGGUGCCCUCUCUGUUUGGACUCACCACUUGAAUGAUAUCGAGUACCAGGACUGGUCUGGUCCGACCUACACAGGCCCUGCCUUCAAGAUCGAGGCUGGUGUAGUUGGUUACCAGAUCCUCGAGGCUGCAGCCGCCAAAGGCCUCGUCGUCGUCGGUGGCGAAUGUCCCACGGUCGGCCUCGCCGGUGGCUACACCCAAGGCGGCGGUCACUCCGCCCUCAGCAGCAACUUCGGUCUUGGUGCCGAUAACACCCUAGAGUUCGAAGUUGUCACCGCCGCUGGCGACCUGGUCAAGGCCUCGCGCACCGAGAACCCCGAUCUCUUCUGGGCACUGAGCGGUGGCGGCGCCGGCAACUACGGCGUUGUCAUCUCCCUAGUUGUCAAGGCAUACCAAGACGCGUCCAUUGCCGGUGCCGCUCUUGAGUUCACCGCAGCUGACAUCACCACCGACACCUUCUACGAGGCUGUUUCGCAGUUCCAUGCUCUGCUGCCCGCCAUGGUCGACCACGGUGUGACUGUCAUAUACCAGAUGACCAAGAGCGUCUUCAUCAUCGACCCCAUCACAGCCUACAACCAGACUACCGAUGACGUCAAAGCCAUCCUCGAGCCAUUCACCUCGAAGCUCACCGAGCUGAACAUCACGUACCAAGCCAGCUUCACCGAGCACGACUCGUACUAUGACCACUACAACACGUACAUGGGUCCUCUUCCUUGGGGCAACCUUGACGUGGGCGCCUACCAAUACGGCGGACGUCUGAUUCCCCGCAGCACCCUCGAGCAGAACUACAACGGGAUGGGCGACGCACUGCGCACCCUGACCCAGGGCGGCUUGGUCGCCGUCGGAGUCGGCAUGAACGUCUCCAACCCAGUCAACGUCUCCAACGCAGUCUUCCCAGCCCUGCGCAACGCAGCCGUGACGAUGCAAUUCGGCCUGCCGUGGAACGAGACCGCGCCUUGGUCCGAGAUGAUUGCGGACCAAAAGAAGAUUACGACUAAAUAUGUGCCUGCGCUCGAGGCUGUCACUCCUGACAGCGGCUGCUACCAGAAUGAGGCUGAUUUCCGCCAGCCGAACUGGCAGCAGACCUUCUUCGGAAGCAACUACGCCCCUCUGCUUACUAUCAAGCGCAAGUGGGAUCCUUCGUCGUUCUUCUAUGCCCUCAAGGCUGUUGGCAGUGAUGCCUGGUCUGUGUCUGAUUCGGGGCGGAUGUGCCGUACUUGA